AUGGAGACCGUCAAGAACACCGUCAACUACGUCACCGAGUCCAUUCAGGGCGCCGGAGCCACCGCCUCCAAGGAGGUCAACAAGGAAGUCGCCAAGGACAACAACGCCGACCUCUCCACCCGUGCCACCGCUGCCAAGGACGCUCUCUUCGACAAGAAGGACGAGAAGGUCCAUGAUACUCAGGCCGAUGUCUACAAGGAGGCCGCUAAGCACUAA
Aspergillus calidoustus is the source of this 216-nucleotide messenger RNA. The record is from the annotation of a GenBank genome assembly. NCBI's taxonomy places the organism in Eukaryota, Fungi, Ascomycota, Eurotiomycetes, Eurotiales, Aspergillaceae.